Molecule: messenger RNA, 846 nt
Organism: Aspergillus melleus
Lineage: Eukaryota; Fungi; Ascomycota; Eurotiomycetes; Eurotiales; Aspergillaceae
Exons: 2
Coding region: 1-846 (281 amino acids)
Source: RefSeq, a predicted model, not a curated record
AUGAGGUCCACAGGGGCCGCCCCAGACUUUUCGCCUGAUACCUCCGAGCAAGAAGAAGAGGAACAUAGUCCAGCACUAGAGGAGCUUAUGAACCAAUUGUAUACGCAGACCAAAGACGAGGAGAUCGUCACCUCUGCACUAUUUAGCCUCCUCUGCGGUCUUACUGUUCAUACCAAAAUUGGAAAUCGAUGGACGGUCCACAGGAAAGCUCUCAAAGCUUGUUUUCGUCACGCAUCUUUUGUCGCGCGCGUGGACGGGUACCUCGAGGACAGAACCCCGGUUGAGAAAGUUCGCGCGGUAGUGGAAGUUAAGCCUAUGUUUCGCGAAAAGCGAAUACUCCAAAUCUGCAUGCAAGAAUCAGCCCAGAUGGUCGCGUGGAUUUUGAAAGACCUUGAUGAAUUUGGAUGCUUAAAUCUGCCUGGACGUCGUCUUCACGUGUCACAGAACCGAAACGAGAUCUACAUUACAUUCGCUGAGUAUGACGACGAGUACAUGAAUUAUCUGAAAGACCGUUCCAGCUCAGAUCCUGACCUUCACUUUCUCACGAUGCACCAAUACGGUCCUUGGAAAACCAGCAUACAAGCGCAUAUGCGCGAUCUAGGCCAGCUUCUUCUGGCCAUUUGUCUUAGGGCCCAUUCCGAUAUGCAGGAAGAAGGAGCUGAUGUGCAAGAGAGCAUGGAUACGAGCGAGACAGACGUGGACGGCGACAUGUCCGUGGUUUCAGAUAAGAGCGAAGACAUAGAUAUGGAUGACGACGAGGAGGAUGAUAAUGAGGACGACGAUUAUGACGAGGACGACGAGUAUAACGAGGACGACGAGGACAGCGCUACCAGCGAUACGAAUUAA